AUGAAUCCAAUUGUAAAAGGCUCAACACCUUAUACAAUUGGUGUACAGAACAAUAAAACCCCUCUUCCCAUGUCAUUUAAUCUUUCCUGCUGCUGCUGGCUUAAUCCAGUUGGGAUUUUCGCCUCAAAUCAUUUCAAUAUUCGGCGUUUAGCAGCUGCAGGAACUGUUGAUGGACAAAUACUUAUUCUCGAUGUAAAAGAGACUUUGAUACAAUAUGUUUCAUUGAUGUGCGGCCAUACAGCUCGCGUUUCUGAUAUCAUUCAACAAGAUUUAAAUACAUUUUUGUCAGUUUCGAUUGAUGGAACGAUCUGCAUGUGGUCCAUAGCAGACGCUAUAUGCCUAUUUUCAAAUCAGUUCACAACGCAAUAUUCGAAUUAUAAACUUGCAACGUCAUAUGGUCUCCCAAAUCUAGUAUACAUAUGGUCAAACUUCGGACAAGUAUACCUUGUUGAUGUGCAUACAGGAAAUAUAGUUAAAAAUUAUAAUUUUCCUGGUUUAUUAUCUUUUUCGCCUUCAUCAACAAUAAACAAGCUCAUCGUAUCGAAUAUCCUAUCAUUUAACUUAUACACAGUUGGAGAAUUGGGAAUUACAUGCGACAAUCAAAAUCGAACGUUUUUUGAUUUAAAUGACGUGAAAAUUUGUACUCCUUUCGGUAUCGUCAGGUUUUGUGAGAGGAGAAUCAUAUUCAUUGAUGUUGUUGGUAUCAGAACCCUCGGAUCCAUGCUUCUUCACAACAUUUCUGAUGAAGAUCAAAUUAUUGAUGCAAAAUGGUACGCUCCUGAUCAAAUUUUUGUUGCAUUUCGCAGUGGUAUAUUGUAUGAAUUCAAACUAGACGCAGAAGCUAAAGUAAAAGCCCAUAAAAUCGCAGAAUCAAAAAUUAUGAUCAAUUUUGCUUCGAGAAACAGCAACAGCGAAGUAAUAUUCAUCAACAACAACAUGAACCUAGUAUAUAUAGCAGAAGGCAAAGGCGAAAUCGAAUUAGUUCGAAAUCAUAAUUCAAAAAUUUUUGAAGUUCCAGAUAUAAAACAGCCGAAUAUCGUAAGGAUAACAGAAAAGAAUACGUUUAAACUACUCAAUUGGACAACUCCUUCUGUUACUUCACCUGGAUAUUCAAUUGAUUCCAAAAUUACAGCGAUAAAGUGCCGAAAUAUUACAUCCCAUGGCCUCCAACUGAUUGUUGGUGCUGAAGAUGGCACAGUCCGCUUCUUUUGGAAGGAGAAACAAAGCGCUUCCCAGAAAAUUUUGGCAUUAAAUUCUCCGGUCGUAGAAUUUAUUGAGCUUUCCUUGGCUAACGCUGGCAAAUUUAUAUUGUUUGCCAUCGGAAAGGACGGAAGCUUGGCUGUUUUCUAUUUAUUCGACUUAAUCGAAACUUUUAUAACGAUAGGUUUCCCAAUCGUUGCAAUUUACGCAAUGAGAAUGCAAGAAUUAAUUAUAGUUAGAAGAUUAGAUAACACUCUUUACGUUUACAGCCUAAACGAACCAGAUCCAAUCGAAUUAUUGACAAGUUUACCAAAAGAUGCAGAACAAAUCUACCCUGUUAAGCCAUCCACCAAUAGUACAAUACCUCCAUCAACUCAGCUUAUCAAUUUCGGCAAGAGUUCUUAUUAUUAUUCAACUUUGACUUUGAAUAAUCUCCAGAACGAAUUGAUGAAACCCGAAAAUGCAGAGCAUAGGAAGUUGUAUUCAUCGAUGUUAGCGAUAUACUUCCAUUUGCUUCAGCCUGUUUCGAAAUCAAAAUCUUUUGGUUUAAUUAGAGACAGUAUUUCAACAGAUUUCACUCAAUUUGCUGCGGAUCAGAUCAAGGAUCCUGAUGUAGAUACAUCAGAUUUCUCUUUCUGCUUGAUAGGAACCAACAAAAUUCCAACAUUUUUCUAUCCUCUGUAUACUAUAUCAGGAAUGGCCAUUUACGAUGUAUCCCCUUAUCAAGCGGCCUUGCAUUUCGUCGCUAGUAACAUCAUUGGCCAGAUACUUUCAUUGGAUUGUUCACUUCGAAUUCUUGAAGUCACUUUUGUACAGUCAAUGGUCCAUUUUCUUGAAUCGGAUGACCAGAAAAUCCGUCAGAUUGCGUCCCUUUCAUGCGCCAGAUCCGCCAGUUGCUUGCAUUUGGAACAUGCACUUCCUAUUGCAAAAUUGUUCGGAGAUUUGAAGUCGAUCGAUAGUCUUUCGCCAACAGAGAUGCUUUUACUCUGCAUCCUUUGCAUCGCGGAGGACUCUUUCGUCAACAAAAUCCAUCAUCGAAAAUUAUUUGACUUCCUUUUAAGAGUUUCAGUCAACGAUGAUGACAUUGCCAACUUGGCUUUGAUUUUAUUGAUCGAUGGAUACACAACUUGGUCUUAUAUCCUUGGAAACCACUUAUUAUUAAUGAAUAACAUUGUUGCAAGGAUGCUGAAGUUCAUUAGACCCGAACACGUGCAGAGAACAUUCGCAAUUGCAGCUGGUAGCGAUAUCGGAACGUUUUUCAAAGUUUUUGAAACUUUUAUCAAAUCUGAAGAAACAGAUUUGGCUCCAGAAGUAUUAGUAACGCGUUUAUUCUCCCUAACAACAUUAGUUUCCUUUGCGAACAAGCACGCGGUAGGUGCAUUGGGCUCAUAUUACAUUGCGACUGUCGGAAAUGACUAUCCAAGGCUGGCAAACAUCGCAAUCGAAGAACUAAAGAAACACGCAAAAAGAUUAGAGUCAGUGGAUGUAAAGGGAAAUCUAAUUUUGAUAGGUUUACAAGAUGGUUGUGUGUCACUUUUCAAACAUUGUAAUUUAAUUUUUUCUGAGAAAUUUUUUGAAACUCCUGUUUGCAUUGUUUCUAUCGGGCCUGAUGGAAGUGCUGCAGCUGCUGCAUCGAGGGAUGAUCAAAACGCUGUUAUUUUCACUACGAAAAGAAAUGGAUUUAUGUCGAAGAAACCGAAAGUAAUUGCAAAAGUUCCCACUGGAUUCCAUCCUGUCUGGAAAUCUCCAACAGAAUGUACUUUCCAAUAA
Molecule: messenger RNA, 2970 nt
Organism: Trichomonas vaginalis G3
Lineage: Eukaryota; Parabasalia; Trichomonadida; Trichomonadidae
Product: WD40 repeat-like family
Exons: 1
Coding region: 1-2970 (989 amino acids)
Biological process (GO): mRNA export from nucleus
Cellular component (GO): THO complex part of transcription export complex
Molecular function (GO): protein binding
Source: RefSeq, a predicted model, not a curated record